AUGACUGAAGAUAUUAAAAAACAAUCAGACACAAUUGAUAAAUUAAACGAAACGAAUCGUAAAUUUACGACAAGUACAACUGUGAAUAUAUUAAAUGAUCUACAAUUAAUGAAUAUACAUGAACAACAUGAAUGCCAACGUUAUGAAUUAUAUCGAAAAUAUGAGCAAUCAUUACCAAAUAAAACAACUUCUUCAUUCAUAGCUCAAUCAAAUUCUUCAUCUGCAUCGAACAAUCAUGACCAUCAGCUAAAUAUAAUCGAUGAUAAUCUAUCAAAUGAUAUUAGUGAAGACUUACGAUCACUAAUUGAACAACGAGUACCAGAUUUAUGUAUUCUUGAUGGUGAACUAAUGCAAUUUACCAAUGUUUUAUUAACUAAAAUAGUAUUUCUUCGUAUGGAUUAUUUAGGUACGAAAUUCUAUUGUACUAUAAAUGAUAUAUUAACUAGUGAUGGUGAAUUUUGGGUUGAACGAGAAUAUUCACCUGAAAAUGAACGAAAAUUUUAUCAAUUUAUUGAUAUACUUUCAUUAUUUGCCACUAGCUAUGAAUCAUUAAGAGAAGUUUAUAUUGGUCAAUUAGUAGCAUUACAUUAUGAAUCAUCUUGGCAUCGAGCAUUAGUAGUAUCGAAAAGUGAAGGACCAGCAGUAACUAAACAACCAAGUGCACGUGUUCGACUAGUUGAUUAUGGUACAUCAUUAUAUGUUAAUAUUUCACAAUUAAAAUGGUUACCUGAACAAUUUUAUUUAUUUCCUUUUAAAGCAGUUGAAUGUGUCUUUAGUGAAGCUGUUAAACCAACUUUUUCCGAUACGGUUCGUCUUACAUUUAAACAACUUGUACUACAUAAACGAUUACAUGCUACGAUUUAUGAUAGAGAUGGUGCUCGUAUUUGUGUAUUAUUAAAAUGUAAAACUGAAGAAGGUAUUGUUAAUGUUUAUCGAUAUUUACGUGCACAUGAACAUAAAUCAAAAAAUGGUCGAAUGCUAGAUGAUGGUACUAUAGUACAAUGUUUACAUAAUACUAUUUUUAAUAUUAAUAAUUCUGGUUAUCAAUCAACAAUAUCGAAUAAAUCAAUGAAUACAUCUAUAAAUUUAACAUUACCUAUUUUAUCACCACCAUCACCAAUUAAAUUAACACGUGAUCAACUUGAAAUAAGACGAAAAGAAAUCAAGAGAAUUUAUAAAGAACCUUACGAUGAAAAUAAUAUUAGUAUAAUUUCUAGUGAAAGUAAUGGUAAUUUAUCUAUUAAUACUGUAAAAUACAAUAAGAAGAUCCCUUCAUCAUCAUCUCAAAGUACACCAUUCUCAGCUGGUACAAUUAUCACACCAGUGCCUCGACUUUCAUUCACUCAACAGUGA
Molecule: messenger RNA, 1353 nt
Organism: Rotaria sordida
Lineage: Eukaryota; Metazoa; Rotifera; Eurotatoria; Philodinida; Philodinidae
Source: the annotation of a GenBank genome assembly